Jaminaea rosea is the source of this 150-nucleotide messenger RNA. Its product is annotated as glucocorticoid receptor-like (DNA-binding domain). NCBI's taxonomy places the organism in Eukaryota, Fungi, Basidiomycota, Exobasidiomycetes, Microstromatales. Gene Ontology annotation, molecular function: DNA-binding transcription factor activity, RNA polymerase II-specific; RNA polymerase II cis-regulatory region sequence-specific DNA binding; zinc ion binding. Gene Ontology annotation, biological process: positive regulation of transcription by RNA polymerase II; negative regulation of transcription by RNA polymerase II. The record is from RefSeq and is a predicted model, not a curated record. The annotation marks the transcript as partial. The transcript has a single exon.
UGCAGCAAUUGCUCGACGCGCGCGACACCUCUUUGGAGACGAGAUGGGAAGGGUGGGCUACUUUGCAAUGCGUGCGGCCUCUUUGCCAAGGUGAAGGGCAGGCCAAGGCCUCAUAGUCUCAAGACGGACGUCAUCAAGCCGCGAGCGCGC